This is a messenger RNA of Maniola jurtina (meadow brown), 2558 nucleotides long. Its product is annotated as collagen alpha-1(IX) chain-like. Lineage: Eukaryota; Metazoa; Arthropoda; Insecta; Lepidoptera; Nymphalidae. The record is from RefSeq and is a predicted model, not a curated record. The transcript is spliced from 23 exons. Bases 184 to 2322 code for a protein of 712 amino acids.
AUGCAUGAACAUUAAAAAGCUUGACAGACGAAAUUAAUUGAUAUAUAUCUUUGCGUACGUAGAAAAUCUCGGUACAAUGCUUUAUUGGUCAGCUGGACUUUCAGUCUGUUGAGUGGAGUUCGCCCAGUGGGAGACCAUAGAUAUGUGUUCUUAAUUUGAAUUUUUUCAUUCGGUCUGACGAAUAUGGAAAAUAAGGAAGUUAUUAGAAUUGUUCUACUGGUAGCGGUCCUAGCAACAGUUGUCAGUAAUGGAGAUCCCAUAGAUACAAUGUCCACACUAUCACCACUAUCUGACGCACCAUGCUCUUACCAGAGUAUCGGUGACUUUGACUUUCAGACGGUAGAUCUCAUAGCAGUGUACCGUCUGGACAGUCCAGAAACCACUGGCGUAACUCUAGUACAAGGGUCUCAGGACUUACAAACGGCGUUUCGGAUUGGCGAUGGAGCUAACCUGACUUUGCCGUUACGGACAGUGUUUCCAAACGGCCUACCAGAUUACUUCAGCAUCGUUGGCACAUUUAACGCUCACGGCCAACAUCGCCCGUGGAGUUUGAUACGAGCUCGGUCCCAGACGCUCCAGUUUUCCUUAACACUGCUGCCCAAUAUUCAAAAGUUUGCUGUAUACGUCCAGGGAUCCAGGGUUUUGUUCACUUCUCCUGAGCUCUUCAGUCCAGGCUGGCAUAAGAUACACGUGGCAAUCUCAAAUGACACGGUACAUGCAGCUGUCGAUUGCGUAGAGUUAGAGACGGAGAGCAUAGCGCAGCAUGACUUCAGGAACGCGUCCUCUAUCACCAUAGCUACCAACGACGAUGGCACUCCAGCGCCGAUAGACUUACAAUGGCUAUCUUUGAGCUGCAAUCGGUAUAACCUCACUGAAGAGAGCUGUGAAGAAAUUGAUACACCGCCUGAUUAUUUAAUUGCUACCAUUCCACCACCUCCACCGGUAACCCCUAAUGGGAGCCCUUUCAUGCCAUGCAACCAAACAUGUCCUCCAGGACCCGAAGGCCCUCCCGGACCAAAAGGAGAUAUUGGUCCUUUUGGGUACACGGGUAUACCGGGAGAAAGAGGAGUUCCAGGGCCGGUUGGUCCGGUGGGACCCAUAGGACUUAAAGGGGAGAAGGGGGAAAGAGGACUGCCAGGGAAUUCGGAUAAUGUAACUUUGGUAGCCGGUCCACCGGGGGAACAGGGCCGACGUGGUCUCAAAGGAGAUAAAGGGGAACCUGGACUUACAGGAGAGCCAGGUGAAACAGGGCUUGUUGGAUUGGCUGGCAUUCCUGGUGUGGAUGGAAAAGAUGGUCAGCCAGGUCCCGUUGGGCCUAUGGGGCCUCGCGGUGAGCCCGGUCCAAUGGGUCCGCCGGGACUACCCGCUGUCAACGUCCCUUUUACGCAUGGUGCGAAAGGUGAACGCGGUGCCCCUGGAAAACCGGGCCGUGAUGGGGAGCCGGGGCAAAUAGGACACCCGGGGAUGGCUGGACCCACUGGUGUGCCAGGUCUUCAGGGACCACCCGGUACGCCCGGCGUGCCAGGACAAAGGGGUCCAUCCGGCUUGCAGGGACCUCCAGGUGAAAGAGGCCCGGAAGGUCCGCAAGGUCCAGAAGGACGACAAGGGAUACCGGGGCCGCCUGGUCUCCCCGGCACAUCAGUCACAGCUCUACCCGGAAUUAGUGUACCUGGACCACCAGGCCCUCCAGGGGAAGCGGGUCCCAAAGGAGACCCUGGAAUGCCUGGUUUCCCCGGUAAAGAUGGCUUGGAUGGAGUACCGGGGCCACCUGGACAAAGAGGGUUACCUGGGUUGCCUGCACCAAGUAGUACGGUCAUUCAGAAUCCAUCGGUAACGGAAGGUGAUGUUAGAAAUAUUUGUGAAGACUUGAUCAGAGCACGUUUCCAAGAGUUAGCAGCGAACCUCAUUAUACCAACAAUAGCUCCGAGUGCCGGCAGAAGAGGACCCCCGGGACGUCCUGGACCUCCCGGGAACCCUGGGUUACCAGGCGAAUCGGGUUCGAUAGGGCCUCGAGGGUACCCUGGUGAGACUGGCGAGCCUGGCAGACCGGGAGCUAUAGGCCCCGCUGGAGAUAAGGGCGAUAAAGGCGAUCGAGGACCUGAUGGAGUCGGUCUCCCGGGACCUGAAGGCCCUGGUGGAUUACCAGGUCCAAUGGGUCCAGCCGGACCCGAAGGAAGAUCUGGUCCAAGAGGUGAUCCUGGUCGAAAUGGACAAGUUGGACCAAGAGGAGUACCUGGACCAAGAGGAACCUGUGAAUGCCCCACUGUUGGAUACCCUGGAGUGGGAUACUAUGCCUAUUCAGGCAAUAAUAAGGGGCCAUAGUCUGUCGAUACCUUUGCAAUCCAGCAGUUUAGUGCACUGAUUCUUUGUUUCCUUUCUCGAUUAAGUAAAUGUUCAUGUUUUAUUACCAAGUAGUUUAUGGAUUCCUAGGAUUGUAAAUAUUGUGGUCACAUUUUGUUUUAAAUUUAGGUUAAGAUGUCAAUAGAUCUGAAAAUGUAUUUUUAUGUGAUUGUACUUAAAUAAAUCUUCGUGGCCAAAAAAAUAAAGAGGCUUAAAAU